This is a messenger RNA of Carlito syrichta (Philippine tarsier), 1459 nucleotides long. RefSeq names its product zinc finger protein 2 (gene ZNF2). NCBI's taxonomy places the organism in Eukaryota, Metazoa, Chordata, Mammalia, Primates, Tarsiidae. Gene Ontology annotation, biological process: negative regulation of transcription by RNA polymerase II. Gene Ontology annotation, molecular function: DNA-binding transcription repressor activity, RNA polymerase II-specific. Bases 76 to 1398 code for a protein of 440 amino acids. The record is from RefSeq and is a predicted model, not a curated record. The transcript has 5 exons.
GCGCCGUCUUCCCGGUCCCGGGCACUCCGUGCCGGAGGACUCUGUUUUUUCUGUAAGGAGAGCACGGAGGAGGGAAUGGCUGUCCUGUCUUCAACUGCCAGAUGCCAGGAAGCAGUAACAUUUGAGGAUGUGGCCGUGGUUUUCACAGAUGAAGAAUGGAAGCAUCUGGUCCCUGUGCAGAGGGACCUCUACAAGGAGGUGAUGCUGGAGAACUACGAGAGUAUUGCCUCACUAGGACUUCCAGUUCCUCGGCCUGAUGUGAUUUUCCAGUUGAAGAUGAGGGACGAGCCAUGGAUAGUAGAUCUUUGUGAACCUGAGGAGAGAGAAUGUCCAGAGACUGUCUCUCUAGCCCAGGAAAGAAACUGCAUUUGGUGUUUUCUGUUUGUUCCAGACUGGGAGACUAAGCCUGAGAUUCAAGAUGCUUUAGAAAACGCAAAAUCAGAAGAUGCAUUGGGGGAACCCCUUGGCAGGCAAAGUCCUCUGUGUGCUAAAUCUGAAGUUCACUCACCAAAGGAUGGGUUGGAAACAGAGGAGGAAAGCCCUGCAGUGGAGACUUACGAGAAAUCCCUUUCCCAGGAGCAAAGCUUGAGGCAAGGGUCAGCCCCAACCAAGAAAAUGCUCACCAAAGAAAGACACCAGGAAUGCAGCAACUGUGGGAAGACCUUUUUUGAUCACUCGUCCCUCAUCCGCCAUCAAAGGACUCACACUGGAGAGAAGCCCUAUGGCUGUCCUGAGUGUGGGAAGGCCUUCAGUCACAGGAGCAGUCUCAGCAGACAUCUGAUGUCUCACACUGGCCAGAGCCCGUAUGAAUGCAGUGCGUGUGGGAAGGCCUUCUUUGACCGCUCGUCUCUAACCGUGCAUCAGCGAAUUCACACCGGAGAGAAGCCCUUUAAAUGCAGUGAGUGUGGAAAAGCCUUCUUUGACCGUUCAUCCCUUACUCGACACCAGAGAAUUCACACUGGAGAGAGUCCCUAUGAAUGUCAUCAGUGUGGAAAAGCCUUUAGUCAGAAAAGCAUUCUUACACGCCACCAGCUGAUCCACACUGGCAGGAAACCUUAUGAGUGUAAUGAGUGUGGGAAAGCCUUCUAUGGUGUCUCAUCACUGAACAGACAUCAGAAGGCUCAUGCUGGGGAGCCUCGCUAUCAGUGCAGUGAUUGUGGCAAAGCUUUCUUUGACCGCUCGUCCCUUACACAGCACCAGAAGAUCCAUACUGGAGACAAGCCAUAUGAAUGCAGCGAAUGUGGGAAGGCCUUUAGCCAGAGAUGCCGACUCACGCGGCAUCAGAGAGUUCACACGGGAGAGAAGCCCUUUGAAUGCAGUGUGUGUGGGAAAGUUUUCAGCUCAAAAUCAUCAGUUAUCCAACAUCAACGGCGUUAUGCUAAACAGGGAAUAGACUGAGUGAGAGCUUGAGUCAGACAAAGGACCUCCAUAAAAAUUUGAGCUAGGUCUCCCCUAUCUU